AUGUCCCGCCUCAUCGACAUCCGCCACAUCCAGCAACAACCUCCACCUUUCCUCCUCCUCUCCUCUCUCAUCAUCCUUUCGUCGAUACAACCUCCGUCCAGCUCGACUUCGCCUGCCAGCCUGCUCCUCACGCUUACUCAUACCUCCAUCGAAUACAUCACCAAGCGGACGGCAUUCGAGCAGGCCUCUGCCGAUAUACCUCGAACACUAGCAAGCGAGCAUACCGCUCCUCCGGAGGAAUAUCGAGAGGCAAUACAGAUCUUCGUAGCUGACAUCAUCUCCCGCUCGAAAGAUGUCGAGAAGCUCAUAGCGGCUCUGCCAAAAAAGGACGAUAGCGGAGCGAGGGCGGAGCGAUUGAGAGAGCUACAGGGGGAGAUGAUUGUUGCGAAUCAGGAAUACAAGGAGGCAUUAGCACAAGCUGAAUCUCUGUUGGAGGAGAUGCAAAAUGCACUGGCGGUAGCAUUAGACGAUACGCGCGACCCGCAGUUGGAAGAAACGGCCAAGCAGUUCCGCAAGAAGGGCGUAGGGGAUGUAGAGCGAGAAGAGGAGGUCGAAAAACGGGCGAUAUAA
Dioszegia hungarica is the source of this 570-nucleotide messenger RNA. RefSeq lists its product as uncharacterized. The transcript has 5 exons. Gene Ontology annotation, biological process: regulation of transcription by RNA polymerase II. The record is from RefSeq and is a predicted model, not a curated record. Bases 1 to 570 code for a protein of 189 amino acids. Gene Ontology annotation, molecular function: transcription coregulator activity. Lineage: Eukaryota; Fungi; Basidiomycota; Tremellomycetes; Tremellales; Bulleribasidiaceae. Gene Ontology annotation, cellular component: mediator complex.